Trichobilharzia regenti is the source of this 1347-nucleotide messenger RNA. The record is from the annotation of a GenBank genome assembly. Lineage: Eukaryota; Metazoa; Platyhelminthes; Trematoda; Strigeidida; Schistosomatidae.
AUGACAAAAUUCUCAAUUGUUUUUUCUUCAUUGUUAUGCCUUCAAUGCAUUGCUAUGCCGCAACAAACUGUAACAGUAUCACAAACAAGUGAUAUUCAAGAACUCCUCGAUAAACUUCAAGAAAUUUUGAGACAGCUCACGCAGUCAUCUGGUUUCUCAUUCCAGUAUCAGUUUCAAAGUGGAGGAAAGAAAUCAGGUGACAAAGGGUAUUCAGCUCAGUUUCCGCCCAAAACUGGUUCAAAUAAUAAUGGUCCAUCACAGACUUCGGGAUCAGGGAGUUACAGUCAGUCACAAAUGAGUGAACAACAAAACCAACAACAAUCAGAUGACUCACAGUUUCCAAACUCACCACCACCAAGUGAUGCUAAGCCACCGAGCUCGUCUCAAACAUCCGGUCAAUCACCAUUCUCCUCCUCUCAACAGUCAGCCGGCUCGUCUCAAUCAUCCGGUCAAUCACCAUUCUCCUCCCCUCUCCAGUCACCCAGCUCAUCUCAAACAUCUGGUCAAUCACCAUUCUCCUCCCCUCUCCAGUCACCCAGCUCAUCUCAAACAUCCGGUCAAUCACCAUUCUCCUCCCCUCUCCAGUCACCCAGCUCAUCUCAAACAUCUGGUCAAUCACCAUUCUCCUCCUCUCAACAGUCAGCCGGCUCGUCUCAAUCAUCCGGUCAAUCACCAUUCUCCUCCUCUCAACAGUCACCCAGCUCAUCUCAAACAUCCGGUCAAUCACCAUUCUCCUCCUCUCAACAGUCAGCCGGCUCGUCUCAAUCAUCCGGUCAAUCACCAUUCUCCUCCUCUCAACAGUCACCCAGCUCGUCUCAAUCAUCCGGUCAAUCACCAUUCUCCUCCUCUCAACAGUCACCCAGCUCGUCUCAAACAUCUGGUCAAUCACCAUUCUCCUCCUCUCAACAGUCAGCCGGCUCGUCUCAAUCAUCCGGUCAAUCACCAUUCUCCUCCCCUCUCCAGUCACCCAGCUCGUCUCAAUCAUCCGGUCAAUCACCAUUCUCCUCCCCUCUCCAGUCACCCAGCUCAUCUCAAACAUCUGGUCAAUCACCAUUCUCCUCCCCUCUCCAGUCACCCAGCUCAUCUCAAACAUCUGGUCAAUCACCAUUCUCCUCCUCUCAACAGUCACCCAGCUCAUCUCAAACAUCUGGUCAAUCACCAUUCUCCUCCUCUCAACAGUCACCCAGCUCAUCUCAAACAUCCGGUCAAUCACCAUUCUCCUCCUCUCAACAGUCACCCAGAUCAUCUCAAACAUCCGGUCAAUCACCAUUCUCCUCCCCUCUCCAGUCACCCAGCUCAUCUCAAACAUCCGGUCAGCCACAAUCUUCUAACAUUUUUCAGUCCUAA